CGUAUUAAUUUGCACUGCAGUGCAAUUAACGACAAUUCGACCUGCUUUAAGCCAAUCACAAGGCAGUAGGAAGUAAUUUUCUCAGUCACAUAAUAAAUACGUUUCUGGUUGAUGCAAUUUUUUUAUGUUAUCAAGCGAAUGAUUAAGAAAAAGAAAAUGGUGUAAUUUUUCACAUAGACGCAGGCAAACCGUCUUCGUGGAAAAGUGCUGAUUUUAUACCAGUGGUCAAUAAAAUCGAGAAACAACAAUACUAAUUUUAUUGAUUCGAUUUUAGGUUGAAAUAUUGACCUCUUGUUAGUAGCCUCAAAUAGUAACAGCCUCUCCUUCAAACACUUAAAGCUUGACAACAGAUGAAUAACCUCAUGCUCGCGCCAUCACACUGUGAAGAUGUUCAUUUGAAGACAUAUGGCGCAUAUAAACCCAACGGUGUUUCAUCAAUUCUUACUCUUUAGUGAGGCGCCCACGUUGAACCUCUCACAUCAGCUGCUACCACACCAAUUCCGCCUUAACUCAUUGUGGAAACUUCUAAACAAAACUGCCCAUGAGGCAGGUUCCAGAAACAGAUGAUCAUUCAAAGGUUUAAAAUAUAGCGCAUGUUUUAAUAAAUCAGUUUUUUAAUGCAAAACAGGCAAUUUCUAGUUAUUACUUUUGAAAUAGCCUACUUUAAUUACUUAUGAAGUCACGAGCCCAUAUUGAGUUUGUGCGUACAUUAUUAAUGCAUGGAAUAGAUUAUAUUCGCGCAAUUUGUUUGAUCAAUGCAAAGGAAACAGAGACAUCCUAGGCCUUAAAGAGUUACGACACGGACGGAGGAAGGUGCAUCUUGCCAAGAUUGGCCUAAAUUGUUCUCAAUGUGCUUCUCGCGCUUCUCCAAACGAUUCAUUUGCGCAAUUACUUCAAUUUAGACUUUCCUUUGAAUACCCAAUAUUAUUACCAGUUGAAAUGUCAAAGUCAUUUUGAAGACACUCCAAAAGUCUCCCCAUUGUUUUCGACUGAAUUCAAAAUUGCAGGUGGAAAUUCUGACAUCUAAUCAGUGUCACUAUAUAAGCUAUUGCUUUAGCAUGCUUGUUAUGAAAGCUUGCGGUUUUAUAUUUCAAAACAUCUUUAGCAGAAAACGAUAACUGUUCAAAAUAGUGGUUAACCUCCUAAAGUGAACACAAUCCAAUGUACAAACUCGACUAAUUUUAUGUCACUGACUCUAGCUAGAAACGCGUGGGAAAGUGGCAGCAAUCAUCGAAACAAGUGUUGUCGACUUAAAGGCGCGCAGAACAGCAAAAUAGUUUGGUAAAAUCAUUCAUGAAGCUAAACCAGUCAAACAGUACAUUUCUACCUUGGAAUAGAUCGGUACCUAAUCGAAAUUUUGACAAUGAAGAAACGGCAAAUGCUGCUACAACCAUCGUCAUUAUGAACUGUCUCUUGAAUCUUCCACUGAUGCCAAUAGCGAUUUUUGGAAACACAAUGGUGUUAACCGCGGUUGUGAAAACGCCUUUGCUUCGUUCGCCAUCCCUUAUUCUGCUGUGUGGCCUUGCUGUUUCAGACCUAGUGGUGGGUUUGGUUGUCCAACCGAUGUACAUCGCCAGAGAGCUCAAAGCAAAUGUUUUCCUGAUCAAACUAUCGAGAACGGUGGGAUUUGCAUUCUGUGGGAUCUCUUUGGCAACAAUGGCGGUGAUAAGCGUGGAUCGAUUUUUGGCACUGCAGUAUCACAUGACUUAUAACACGUUAGUUACUACAACGCGUGUUCAAUUAUUUUUGAUGAUAAUUUGGUUUAUUCAUCUUCUACCGCUAUCGACUGUUGUAGGCUUUUGGGAUGUGCCAGCACUUUUUACUGCAGGUCGUAUUUUAAUUUGCGUUUAUACCAUAGCUUCCACUAUAUCUUACAUUGGUAUCUAUCGAAUUGUUCGUCGCCAUCAAUUGCAGAUUCUCGCUCAAAAGCAGGCAGCCGCACUCUCAAAUGCUGAAACUGCCAAUAACAUGGCGUUUGUGUCAUUAAGCAAAACCGCUGUGAACACUUUCGUGUUCUACAUCUGCACAAUUUUUUGCUAUCUUCCAUGGUUUAUUUACCGAAUAGUUUAUAGCGAUGUAUUUUUCACAAAUCCUAACACAGCGUGGGUUUUUACAGCAACUUUGUUAUUUUCGAAUUCAUCCAUUAAUCCCUUCUUGUACUGCUGGCGACUUCGUGAACUUCGAGCAGCAGUUAAGAAAACAUUAAAGAAAAUGUCAUGUAGGCAAAGCAGCUGAGAUAACUAAAGGCUGAACUAUUAGCAAAGAGAAUUGUUUAUUUUUCACACGGUCGAUGACUCAUUGAAAACAAUAACGCCUGUGUUUCUCUCUUAAUGUUUUUAGCCUUUUCUGUCUUGUAAAUAGUUUUGAAUUAGACCUGUAAGAACAGAGGAAAUUUCACCCGCAAUAAAAAGUUACGAGCGUGUGUUUCAGUCUGAAACUGUGCGAUAAAAGCUGAUAAACAGUGCAUCUGUUACCGGCAUUUGUUCGACGUUUCUGUGACAUUCAUUUGAAAAUCAUGAAAGAUGUCGAAUAAAGCGACCUUAAUUGAGGUCGAAAAAAUAACCGUUCUCUGCUCAAUGAAAACGGCCAUUUGUUUUGACAGCCUGAACGUAACAGCAACCGAAAAAUCCGGACUGGAGAGUUCUCGAUUUUAAAUAUCAAAAGGGCGAUAAUUUACCGGUCAGGAGUCUUAUUGAAACGUGAACACAUUUACUCGCAUAUCUAUCAUAGUUAUUCAUGUAAAGCGCGUUGGCUUAUGACUUCCAUCUCGAUGUUUUCACCUUCCUUCAAUGAAUUACAGUGGUAACAUCCGCUUACAAACGAACAAGAUUUAAAUAAAUUUCAAUCUUACUGGGGUUUUUUUGCCGACCACUUACGUCCAAUGUUUUCAAAAUGACUGCUGUUGGACCAAAAAUCCUUUCAAGAACUCGUAUUCAAGGCAUUUAACAAUCGUAAACGAAGUGGUAACGUUACGUUGAUCGCCAGCUGGUCAGAUCGAUUAACCGAAAUUUAUUUUUCCUCAAACUAAAGCUACUCAUUUUUAGACGAUGAUGAAAACUGUGAAUGAAGGCAGCAACGAUAAAACAAAAGUACCGGAUGAA
Messenger RNA from Orbicella faveolata, 3101 nucleotides. RefSeq names its product adenosine receptor A2b-like. Gene Ontology annotation, biological process: G protein-coupled receptor signaling pathway. Gene Ontology annotation, cellular component: membrane. Gene Ontology annotation, molecular function: G protein-coupled receptor activity. The record is from RefSeq and is a predicted model, not a curated record. NCBI's taxonomy places the organism in Eukaryota, Metazoa, Cnidaria, Anthozoa, Scleractinia, Merulinidae.